Messenger RNA from Oncorhynchus tshawytscha (Chinook salmon), 2379 nucleotides. RefSeq names its product IQ motif containing G (gene drc9). Gene Ontology annotation, biological process: sperm axoneme assembly; cilium organization. The record is from RefSeq and is a predicted model, not a curated record. Gene Ontology annotation, cellular component: sperm flagellum; cytoplasm. The transcript has 10 exons. The coding region runs from base 169 to 1284 and encodes 371 amino acids. Gene Ontology annotation, molecular function: protein binding. NCBI's taxonomy places the organism in Eukaryota, Metazoa, Chordata, Actinopteri, Salmoniformes, Salmonidae.
ACAAUAAUCAAAUGUUGUGCGUUACCAUGGUGACCGGGGUAAACUACCAAGUGUGCUGCUAGGCUAGCUAAACUAUGCUCGAGUUAAACUACUGGCCUUUUAUUGUCCAUAAAUACAGCUAGUAAACUUCAACACGUUCCGUGAAGACACUGUUCACAGACCACCAGGAUGCCGGUUCCUUUGUCUGGGGUAGAGCUGCUCAGACUGUGUACAGUGCUCCAGGACUGUGCUGCACAGCUGUCAGUGCUGGGUCACAUCAUGCCCGACACCUACAGGGGUCGUCCAGAAGCUGAUAAGUUUGUGUCAGCUGACAUUGGACAGGUCCUUGAACAGCAGAAAGGGGCAGAGCAGAACCUGAAAGCAGCCCGUCAGUUUGAGAGAGAGUCUGGGAGACUGUCAGAUGCCACCCGUGAGCUGCACAGAUCCCAGAAGGAACUGAACCGCACACUAGAGGAGAACCCACUGUCCCCUGACAACCUGGCCAAGGUGCAGAGAGACCGUCAGUUUGUGGCUCACGUGAUUGCUGAUGUGUUGGCAGAGCUGCAAGAGAAAGGGACCUUUCACAGCUUGCUUUUCGCUGUGGGAGAAGAGAAAAGAAGGAAGGCCAAUCUCCUGGACAUAAUAAUCAGGGAGGAGGGCGGCCGGCGGAGGACCAAAGCUCUUCAGAGACAGCUGCUUGACAUCCGCAAGGAAAAAACUCUGGAGCUGCAGCGACGCGAGGAGAUGACUGCCCACCUGAAAGACCAACUACAGGAGAUGAAGGCUAAGACUGGCCUGGAGAGGAAGUAUGUGAAGAGCAGCGCAGAGCUGCUGGUGUACCAGGGACAGAAGAUCAACACACACUCCGAGAAGCAGCUGGAGGAUGAGAUCAGGCUACAGCAGGAGAGGUUGGAGGAGGAGAGGAGAGUUCAUAUGGAGAUGGAGACUUUCCUCAAGGAACAUCAGACAAGUCUGGGGGAGAAGCUGGAGGUGUGGAUGGAGCGCUAUGAGAGAGACAUGGAGGAUAAGCAACAGGAGCUUAACAGCCUGAGGAACAACAAAGCUAACAAUCUCUCCCAGCUCCAGGAGCUGGCCAAGAAGUACAGAGACAGUGAGCAGGUGGUCAUCGAGGACAGGAUGGAGAAAGAGGCCCUACGCAGGAAGCUGGAGAAGGAACACAUGGAGCGAGACGCAGCCACCAAGAUCCAGUCGUGGUGGAGGGGAACGUUAGUGCGACGCGGCCUGGGCCCCUAUAAGAAAGGCAAGAAGCCCAAGGAGGGCAAGAAGGGAAAGAAGAAAAAGUGAGGUGUCCCUUCAAGAGCUCCAAAAAGUCUCAAUACAGACAUGUUACUUUUCAUCAAUGUUCAAUUCCUGAUUACAGACAAUCUAAGUCGACACUUGGCCUGUAGGCAAAUAUAUAUUCAAUGAGAAAGGCUCCCCCUUAACAGAGUAAAGUUGGCAUGGUCAUUUUGAAUACUACUACCACCAUUGCAAGGUUCUUACUUAUAUGCAGUCUAACACAAGAGCAAGAAUGGUAAUAAACAAGCGUGAGACUGAUAUGGGUCACUUUUAUUAAUGCCAAAUAUUCAUUCCAGAAAAUAAUAGUUCAAUUUUGUACAUGUUUUCAGGGACAAUUUCUCAGCAAACGGUGUAAAAAUGUAAAGUUAAAAAGACCCAUGUUGCAGUCAUGAAAGAAGGUCCUCUCUUUAUGUGGUACCUACUUGUAAACACAUGGAAUGCAUCUAUUUUACUGUACAUAUGUCACAGGGUCCAGACCCAGCAGUAGGGGCAUAUGAUUCCUGCUAGAGAAAGCCCAAGUCAGUAUGGGUGAAAAUAUCAAAACAAAACAUUUAUAAUUACCUUUAACUUCCCUUUUGAGAACUCUGAGUCUAUCUAAAACAAAGUUAAAAUGGUAAAAACAUACCUCUGAUAUAUUUUUUCACUUCAGAAUCUACGUAGGCAGAUUCCCAGUUUACAUCGCUUUUACUGUAGGGUGUACAUCUAAGUAGGCAGCCUACGUAGCCUUUCCUAUAGGGAUGUGCAUCUAAGUAGGCAGCCUACGUAGCUUUUACUAUAGGGAUGUACAUCUAAGUAGGCAGCCUACGUACCCUUUACUAUAGGGAUGUGCAUCUAAGUAGGCAGCCUACGUACCCUUUACUAUAGGGAUGUGCAUCUAAGUAGGCAGCCUACAUAGCUUUCACUAUAGGGAUGUGCAUCUAAGUAGGCAGCCUACAUAGCUUUUGAAGGGAAAAAUAUAUAUCAGAGGUAUGUUUUUACCAUUUUAACUUUCUUUUAGAUAGAGUUCUGAAAAGGGAGGCUGGGAAUCUGCCUACAAGAUCCCAUCAAUCAGUGGUCCUCAGGUCAGUCUUCACCAGAGUAUUAUUGCCAGCUCUGUGGCUA